This is a messenger RNA of Pimephales promelas (fathead minnow), 2153 nucleotides long. The record is from RefSeq and is a predicted model, not a curated record. NCBI's taxonomy places the organism in Eukaryota, Metazoa, Chordata, Actinopteri, Cypriniformes, Leuciscidae.
UGUAAGUGUCUUUAUAGUUCCUCAACAAUCACAGACAACAUGAUAUGUGCUGGACGAAUAGAAGGGGGCAAAGACUCCUGUCAGGGUGACUCUGGUGGUCCUAUGGUCAGCAAACAGGGUUCGCUCUGGAUCCAGUCUGGAGUUGUGAGCUUUGGCGAGGGUUGUGCUAAACCCAACUUUCCUGGUGUGUAUGCCAGAGUUUCUAAGUACCAGAACUGGAUCAAUGAGCAUAUCACCACCAACCAGCCAGGCUUCAUUACGUUCACCUCCAAUGGUACUGAUGGUGACCUGAGCAUCAGCUGUACUGAUGUGCCUGCCAUUACCACAACUACUGCCCCUACAACUACAACUGUCCCAAUGUGUGGCAAAGCACGUUUCAACUCAAGGAUAGUGGGGGGAGUGGAUGCACUGGCUGGGGCUUGGCCAUGGCAGGUCAGCCUUCAUAGGAACGGGAGACAUUUUUGUGGUGGAUCACUCAUCAACAAUCAAUGGGUUCUGACAGCAGCUCACUGCUUUAACAGUGUUUCAACCUCUGGCCUAAUUGUGUACCUGGGCCGACAGACACAGGAAGGAACAAAUGCAAAUGAGGUGUCCAGAGGUGUCUCUAGUAUCAUAAAACACCCAAACUAUGUUAGCAGCACUAACGAUAAUGACAUCACUCUUCUGCGACUGGCUUCGCCGGUGAGUUUUACUGACUUUAUCAGUCCGGUCUGUCUGGCUUCCUCAAACAGUAUGUUCUUCAAGCAAACCUCCAGCUGGGUCACAGGAUGGGGGACGAUAAAUUCAGGCAUUUCUUUGCCUUCACCGCAAACUCUACAGGAAGUGGAUGUGCCUAUUGUUGGAAACAGGCAGUGUAAGUGUCUUUAUAGUGCCUCAACAAUCACAGACAACAUGAUAUGUGCUGGACGAAUAGAAGGGGGCAAAGACUCCUGUCAGGGUGACUCUGGUGGUCCUAUGGUCAGCAAACAGGGUUCGCUCUGGAUCCAGUCUGGAGUUGUGAGCUUUGGCGAGGGUUGUGCUGAACCCAACUUUCCUGGUGUGUAUGCCAGAGUUUCUAACUACCAGAACUGGAUCAAUGAGCAUAUCACCACCAACCAGCCAGGCUUCAUUACAUUCACCUCCAAUGGUACUGAUGGUGACCUGAGCAUCAGCUGUACUGAUGUGCCUGCCAUUACCACAACUACUGCCCCUACAACUACUGUCCCAACUGUAGUGUGUGGACGUGCCAAUCUGAACACCCGUGUAGAAGGGAACAGCUCCCUUGUGUCUCCAGGCUUAUGGCCAUGGAUGGCCAGUCUGCAGUUUAACGGCAGUCACGUUUGUGGAGGAACGCUAAUUGCUGAACGGUUUGUCUUGAGCUCUGCCAGUUGUUUUACCAGCUCCAACAAUGCUUCCGAUUGGUCCGUGAUCCUGGGCCGUCUAAAUCAGAACGGCUCCAACCCCAAUGAGGUCUCUAUAAAAGUGGCGAAUCUCACCAUCAGCAAUGUCACAGGCGACAACGUUGCAGUCUUGCAGCUGGCCGUCGCACCAAACCUAACGGAUUUCAUUCAGCCUAUAUGUUUGGACGUGGAAGAGAAUACCUUCAGCGCUGAUACUCAAUGCUGGGUGGCAGGAUGGAGCUCAGGAGCAGGAGGAGUGAAUCAAACUCUUCAGGAAUCCAAGACCUCUAUUGUGGAUUGUGAAAACUCACAAAGCGACAGUAUUUGCACAAGUUCUUUGAACUUACAGCAGGGUGAUGAAGGGGGUCCGCUGAUGUGUAAGCAGGGUCUAUCAUGGAUCCAUGCUGCCGUUUUGACAAGUAGCAGAUCCCGCUCUUCUCUCCGUCAAGAUGUCCAGGUUUUAAGUAAAACCUCCAGCUUUGCAUCAUUCCUGAGAACUGUGGUCGGCCCUUUCCCUCCAAAAGUCACAAGUGCAACUACAACCAGCACCAACAAUCCCGAAGCUGCCCCUGAUGGGUCACAAGCAUUUUCUUCCAUCUCGUUUACCGUCCUGUUCUUCUCACUUACAGUUUUCCAAAUCUUUCUUCGAGGCAUCAAUUAAGUCUUUUGAGUAUAAAGGGCUACUUUCAUGACAUUUAUCAAGUGCUUUUCUCGGCUGUCAAAGCACUUUACAUAUAAGGGGAAUCUCCUCAACCACCACCAAUGUGCAGCAUC